Molecule: messenger RNA, 1128 nt
Organism: Rhodamnia argentea
Lineage: Eukaryota; Viridiplantae; Streptophyta; Magnoliopsida; Myrtales; Myrtaceae
Product: transcription factor MYB15-like
Exons: 3
Coding region: 25-1002 (325 amino acids)
Source: RefSeq, a predicted model, not a curated record
AUAGAGAGAGAUAAGUGAGAGAAAAUGGUGAGAUCUUCGUGCUGCUGGAGGCCCGGACUGAAGAAAGGGCCAUGGACGCCUGAAGAAGACCAGAUACUCAUCUCCUACGUCCAGAAACACGGCCACCCUAACUGGCGAGCUCUCCCCAAGCAUGCCGGGCUGUUGAGAUGUGGGAAGAGCUGCAGGCUCCGGUGGACCAACUACUUGAGGCCGGACAUAAAGAGGGGCAACUUCAGCUCCGAGGAAGAGGAUUCCAUCAUCAAGUUGCAUGAAAUGCUGGGUAAUAGGUGGUCAGCGAUUGCAGCAAAAUUACCUGGACGUACGGACAACGAGAUUAAGAACGUCCGGCACACCCACUUGAAGAAGAGAGUUAAGCAGAAGCAAGCCAGCCACCACCCGAGCACCCCGUCCGCCUCCGCCCUUGCCGCCACGGCCACCUUAUCCGACAAUUCUAGCAUCUUCAAUGACCCCCUGGAACCAAAAGAUUCAAACCGCUCGAGACCGCCCGGAUUCGAAAGCCCUCUGUAUGCUCAAACAUCAUCGCCUCCACGAUCUUCUAGCGAAGUUUCUUACAACACGGACCCCAUGAUGGCCAACGCGGAACCGAACUAUGACCUUGACGCCCUCAUUGUUGAUCAAAACCUGAUCGAGACCAUCGAAUCAGUCCCGGAUUUAUGGUCGGAUCCAAUCUCGACUGAUUCCUAUGUCAGCUUGCCAUCAGAUUUCGCAGAAUUUAUUAGCAGUGACGAUCAAGCUCCACAAGUCGAACUUCCCUUGGACAAAACUAUUGACGACUUGCAAUUUUGGCCUGAACUCGAAGGCAUGCCAUCAGAUUUUGGCCACCCCAAUGGAGUGCAACAACAUGAGUUCCCUUGGGAUGUGACGGAUCAAUUCGAACUGUGGAGCGGCGAUAGCAAUUCGAUGACCGACGACAGCGUGGAGCAUUUCUGGUACGAUCUUUUGGCGAGAGCUGGAGGUUCAGAAGAACUACUGUUCCCAUAAAUUAAUUAGCACAAGCGAAGAGAGUCUGCUUGGAGUCCAAAACGAAGAAAUGAUCUCGCCACCUUUAUUUUUGACGAGAAUUGAUGGCUUCGAGAUGGAACAAGGUGUUGACUCUUUGGAGCAUGU